Zophobas morio is the source of this 2717-nucleotide messenger RNA. Its product is annotated as probable E3 ubiquitin-protein ligase makorin-1. Gene Ontology annotation, biological process: protein polyubiquitination. The transcript has 6 exons. The record is from RefSeq and is a predicted model, not a curated record. Gene Ontology annotation, molecular function: ubiquitin protein ligase activity; metal ion binding. NCBI's taxonomy places the organism in Eukaryota, Metazoa, Arthropoda, Insecta, Coleoptera, Tenebrionidae. The coding region runs from base 224 to 1600 and encodes 458 amino acids.
AGCCAGCGCCAACUAGAAUCAUUUCGAGAAUGCAGGGGAAGUGUGUACUACUCUUGUGUUUUUCUUAGAGUUUGUGUUUAUUUCUUGUGAGAUCGAGUAUUGAAACUGUUUGCGAACGUUAGCCUCUUAACCAGUGAUCGCUAAUGCUUUCACGUGAAUGUGUGUAGCAAACUUGAAUUAUUUUGUAAGAAAUUUUCUACGGAAAGACAGUUAGUCAGACAAUAUGGCGGAUAAUGCACUCGGAUACUCUGACACCCAAAAAUUUUGCUUUGAGUAUUACGAGAAGAAUUCCUGCAAGAAGCUCGGGUGUGCCUUCAUCCACAAGAAAAAGGCAAAUAUCGAAGUCGUCCAAGUGAAGGCUAAGGAGGGCUUCGUGAUCGGGAGAUGUAGCAGCAUCCCCCUCUGCCGCUACUUUCUGAGAGGGUACUGCACACACGCAGGCAAUUGUCGAUUCCGCCAUGAAAUUAGGCCAGUAAACAAGCUUAAUGUACCAAAUACUACUAGUAAUCAGUCCUCAAGCACAAAUACGCCAUCUACCUCUGCAACUGAGUUGCGCUUGCAAGACGCCCAUAAGAAUGCUAAGAAUGGUACGAAACUAACAGAAAUUGCUUCUGGUAACGCUUCUGCACUCUCAAAUAUGAAUAAUAGCGAAUCUGAAGACACUCUCAUGCCCAGUACCGAGGGAGCAACAUGUUCCCCACUAAAAGAUUCCCUUUGGGUGAACGCACCAGAAUUCGUGCCAAAAUACAGCAUUGUCGCGAAACCUUUAAGUUACGCAGCGGCUGUCAACCCAAACGGAGCUGUCGCAAAUAACAACAGCACAAAACAACUUUGCCCAUACGCUAACAAAGAUGGUUUCUGCAAGUAUCCCCCAGGUGAAUGCAGUUACCUCCACGGAGAAAUUUGUGAUUUGUGCGGCAACGCCGCGUUACACCCAGUGGACGAAGAACUACGAAAGAAACACCGCCAAGACUGUAUUAAACAACACGAGAAGAACAUGGAACUCUCGUUUGCCAUUGCCAGGUCGAAGGAGAAGAGUUGCGGGAUUUGCUUCGAGGUAAUUAUGGAGAAGGCGAACGGUGAACAGAGAUUCGGGAUCUUGCCCAAUUGUAACCACUGCUUCUGCUUGAGCUGCAUCAGGAAGUGGAGACAAGCGAGGCAGUUCGAGAACAAGAUCAUCAGGGCUUGCCCCGAGUGUCGCGUGACGUCUGAUUUCGUGUGCCCGAGUUUGUUCUGGGUGGACACGAAAGAAGACAAAAACAAGUUAAUUGAUGAUUACAAGACGGCACUUUCUACAAAAGACUGCAAAUACUUCGAUAAAGGGGUUGGUAAAUGCCCAUUUGGGAACAAAUGUUUUUAUCGUCACGCGUUUCCUGAUGGUCGAGUUUGUGAUGUUGGGCCGCCGCCCCGUCAGAGACGUGCAACUAGAGGGUUUGAUAAUGCUGCGAUUGAAGUUCUUCAGCAAGUUAUCUUGUGGGACUUCUUGGAUGAGAGAGAGAAUCCGUGGCAGUCUCUAGCGGAAGAUUUAGAAGAUCUGGCAGAUUUUUUUUCCGAUUCCGAUGAGUCAGAUUGGUCUGACUACGAUCUGUUUAUAAAUUAGACAGUCUAAUAGUUUGAUUUCACUUCAACGUUUCAAUUCAGUUUUGUAUUUAUGGGUUUAAGUUGUUAAAGUGAAGAAAAUUAAGUAAGCAGAAGUCUUUAUUCCUGUUAAUAAUUUCUUGUAAAUAAUGUUUGUUACAAUGGUAUUGUCUUAUUUAAUAGAAGGAGUAUAGCAAUGACACGAGUUAUUGCUUGUAACUUAGGAGUUAGAGAAAAUGUUCAAGCCUCUCUGUUUUUUUUUUAAGCUAUACAUUUAAUGCAUAUACAUUUCUUUGUUGCUUCAGCCAUGUGUUAUUAACAAUUUUAUGAAAUAUUUUAAUGCUUUUGUUUAACACAUAGCUAUGCAACUGUAGUGUAUUGGCCAUGUUUAAAUAUGUAUUCAAAUUUGUGUUAGUACCAGAGAAACCUCUGAUGUUACUUUGUUUCAAAGGCCAGUACCGUUUAUAUUUUUUCCAAGAAAAACAUUUUUGCCUUAAAUACUGACAUGAGGAACGUCAUGUAAUUUGAUCUUGUUUCUCAUUAAUUCCAUUACUUGGCCAUUUAGUUAGGUUUUGUUUUGAAAAAACGUUUCUCAAUUAUUAUAUACGCAGUUUUUAUAUAUAUUAUUAGCGCAUGUCUCCAGGGCGACCAGUUUUUACAUAUUACACCGCAGCUAUGUAGUUUCGUUUUACCUCAUUGUAAAUUCAAUAUCUUGUCAAUAAAUUUGUUGUCACUCUAUAAUUGCGUUUCUCAUGGUGCUCAUGCAGAUAAAAUUGGAAACGGGCUGCAGAACAGAGCCUGAUACAGAUCUGUGAUUGUUAGCUUUGUAGGAUUAAAAAGUUUAGUUCUAGUAUACCGUUGAUUCAUCUUAUCCUUUUGUUAUUGUCAAAAACUCAAAUUAAACAAAUUUCAAAAUAGUAAGACAUUUCAAGCAAUACUAAAUGUUUACCUAGAGCUUGUAUAUUGUCCUAUAGGUUUACACUGUUUUGCUUGUGUAUGUUCAUUACAACAUUAGUCAUUAUAUUUUAGUUCAUUUGCUUGUAUUAUAUGUAUAUUAUUAAAACAAACUUGGUUGGGGUGGAAUAGUUUUAAAAAUAAUUUCCAGUAUAUCCAACCCAAAAUAAAUUAAUUAUUAUUAA